AGAGAGAGAGAGAGAGAGAGAGAGAGAUUUGGUAAGGCUUUCUUCAUUAAGAUUAACCAUGGAGAGUAUACGGAAAAAAAAAGAGCCUCUUAACAAUUUUUCUUCUGGGUCUGGGAAAUUCUUGCGACCCAUUCAUGAUCUUCUAUCAAAAAGUUCAGACAAAGCAAUGCCUGAUUCAGUAUCCGAAAGCGAUUUAAACGAUUAUUAUAUUCCAAAUUACAUUCUUGUAGCUGGAUCCGAGGCCACUAGUGCUUCACACAUUCCUGCUUGUCCAGUGAUAGUGUUCAUUAACUCCAGAAGUGGUGGUCAGUUGGGUGGGGAACUUCUUGUCACUUAUAGUUCUCUUCUUAAUGAAAACCAGGUUUUUGAUUUAGGAAAAAAGGCCCCUGAUAAAGUACUACAUGAACUUUAUGCCAAUUUAGAAAAGUUAAGGUAUGCUGGAGAUGUUUUGGCUGAUGAAAUUCUGAAGAGAUUGAGAAUAAUUGUUGCCGGGGGAGAUGGCACUGCCGGCUGGCUUCUUGGAGUUGUUUCUGAUCUUAAACUACCUUAUCCACCGCCAAUUGCUACGGUACCAUUGGGAACUGGAAACAACCUACCAUUCGCAUUUGGUUGGGGAAAGAAAAAUCCAAGCACAGACCGUCACUCUGUGCUAUCAUUCAUGGAGCAAGUAAAGAAUGCAAAAGAAAUGAAAAUUGACAGCUGGCAUAUUCUUAUGAGAAUGAGGAUUCCGAAACAAGGAUCUUGUGAUCCCAUUGCACCUCUUGAAUUACCCCAUUCUUUGCAUGCAUUCCAUCGCAUCUCUGAAAAAGAUGCACUCAAUGUCGAGGGUUGCCACACAUUUCGUGGGGGCUUUUGGAACUACUUCAGCAUAGGGAUGGAUGCUCAAGUGUCAUACGCAUUUCAUUCUGAGAGGAAGUUACACCCAGAAAAAUUCCAAAAUCAGUUAGCUAAUCAGAGUACUUAUUUGAAGCUUGCUGGUACUCAAGGAUGGUUUUUUGCUUCUCUUUCGCAACCUUCUUCACAAUCACGGAACAUAGCACAGCUAGCCAAAGUUAAAAUCAUGAAAAAGGAGGGCACAUGGGAGGACCUCAACAUACCUCACAGAAUUAGGUCUAUUGUUUGCCUCAACUUGCCCAGUUUUUCUGGUGGACUUGAUCCUUGGGGAAAACCAUUAAGGAAGAAAGUACGCGAGAGGGGCUUCACUCCUCCAUAUGUAGAUGACGGCCUUAUUGAGAUUGUCGGUUUCAGAGAUGCUUGGCAUGGACUCAUAUUGCUUGCUCCAAAUGGACAUGGAACUCGUCUUGCUCAGGCAAACAGAAUCCGUUUUGAGUUCCACAAGGGUGCUGCUGACUAUACGUUCAUGAGAAUUGAUGGUGAGCCUUGGAAACAACCUCUCCCAGUUGAUGAUGACACCGUAGUCGUGGAAAUUUCUCACCUACGCCAAGUGAGUAUGCUUGCCAUCCCAGGUUGCCGGUCCAGAAGCAUAAACGACCUCUCUGCUGAUGGUUCCCCAGAUGAAGAAAGUGAUAGUGUUGAAGAUGAAUAUGACGAAGAUUGGGAAGAACGAAGGAAGUUUGGCUCUGCUGACACUUUCAAAAUCCCAGAUGGGGUUGAUAUAGCUCAUCUCAGCUGAACUACUGACAGCUUAACUUGUUUCCCCACCUUCUCCCGGCUAACAUCUUGCCAGUGCUCUUUUGCACAUUGACCAGUCCAAAUUUGUUCGGUUUUCAUUAUAUUUACACUCCAAUGAAAACAAUUCAUCUUAUACAGAUUACAACAGAGUUAUCUAUC
Molecule: messenger RNA, 1791 nt
Organism: Mangifera indica (mango)
Lineage: Eukaryota; Viridiplantae; Streptophyta; Magnoliopsida; Sapindales; Anacardiaceae
Product: diacylglycerol kinase 5-like
Exons: 13
Coding region: 59-1633 (524 amino acids)
Molecular function (GO): ATP-dependent diacylglycerol kinase activity
Source: RefSeq, a predicted model, not a curated record